AUGGUGGGAAGAAGGAAAAACCGCGCGGCUGCACAGCCUGCUGCUAGGACUCCUAGUAUUUCUACGCGAUCUGGACGCACUGCACAAGGUCGAGGCCGAGGACGUGGUCGCGGCCGUGGCCGCGCUGGAUUUACUGGCGUUCCUAGUCUUCCUGGCCAUCUUCCUGCCGAUGAAUCACCGAGCAGACCUGAAGUUCGCUCGCACAUCGUCAAAUUAAAAAUUUCCUCACUCAAACUAAUUCAAGCUGAUGCGGAUGAUGCCCAUGAUGGCGAAAAUGAAAAUGAAACCGCAAUCAAUGCCGUCUCGCAAAAUCCAGAGACCCCUCGCAUGCGGCGUCCUCGGCAUCCUCGGACUGUUCCUGAGUCCUCGCGGACCACCCGGCAAUCAGCAAGACUGAAGCCGGAUGGAGAGGGCUCCUUCGAGGAAGAUGUCUCACCAACCAAGGCCGUUGAUAAUCAAAUCACCGAGCCAGAUGAUGACAUGCACCAGUAUGACGAGGAAUUCAAAUCCGAACCUCCCUUUCAAAAAGUAUCUCAAUCCCCUGAACCUCGCAUGGUUGCUUCGGCCCCUGUGUCGCCGGGAGCUACUCCCGUGGGUCAAAGUCCCAAAAUUUCCCAGACUGAAGAAGCGCCUUCCAAUGAGGUGUCUUCACCCCGACUGCAUAAACGAAAGUCACUGGAACCGCAAAAUGAAACUCCGGAUAUCGAUUCCGAGGACCGUGUGAACAAAAAGCUGCGGAUUGAUGACACGGAGCUCGAAGAGACACCAGAGAGCCACUUAAAUGGCACAGAGAUAUUAACUCAGAAUGAAACGUCUCCCGAGGACAUCCCUAUCCCCUCGGAAGAAUUCGACCCCCCUGCUGACAGCGCUGUCCGGGGAGGUCGUGGAGGUCGAGGAGCCCGUGGCGGCCGGGGUCGAGGACGUGGCCGAGGCCGUGGUCGCGGAAGCCGCGGUGGAUUCGUCGGCCCAGUUCGACCUGCAGCAGUUACCAAGCCUCGAGGCGGUCGAGGACGUGGCCGUGCCAAGGCCACUCUGAUCAAACGCGGCAAGAAAAUCGAAGACGAGAUCUGGGACGUUAACGAAAACUGGCGUGGUCCCACCCCAUCGCCUACGCCAGAGUCCAUGCCGACAAAAUCUCGCAAGGAGGAAAUGUCUGCGCUCUUCAAGAAGGUUGGCCAGGCACAGCAUAUUGCGCUGAGCUUCAUGGCCGAGCAGACCGUGCACAAGCUUUCCCGUGAUAAAAAUGCGCACAAAGAAUGCCCUGAGUUCGAACAAGUCCAGCGGGAUCUGGAUGAGUACCAACGCAAGGCAAUUGAGAAAUUGAACAUCGAGUACACGGCGAACACUGAGCUGGAGACUCAGAAGUAUGUGGGCGAAGUUCACAUCAUCAAAGACACUGCAAAGCUGCUCAUCAAGCAAAUGCAAGAGGAGAUGGUUACGAUGCUUAUGGGCAAGAUGAUGGCCCUAAUCCAAGGCCGCAGGGUGGCCGAGGAUGAUGAACACACCGAGUACGACACAUCGGAUUCCGAGGAAUCCGUGAAGCACUUCCUUUUCCGAGACGGCGAUACGGCGGUAAGACAGGUAGAGCGCGGGUUUGCAGCCGAAGCAGUUCGAGACCCGGAGGGGGCAGCGGACUUUGUGGCCGCGGAGGAGGGAUGGGAGGAGUUCGUCCAGAGAGUACGGAUGGGCCGCCUGAACGAGGAGAUCGCACCGGCAGAAACAGAAAUCAGCGACGAAGAUGCCCUGCGCAUGUGCGCCAAAGAUGCCUUCAACGGCAUACUCAAUGCAGCCACCUUCAUCCGAGAACAAGAGACAGCUGGCAAGUUCGUCAGCUACGAUGGCAGCGCUGAUUUCCCCGUGCACCCACGGGCACUUUCCAUCUUGGCAGAUGCGGCUCUGACCGAGCCCAUGCCCCAGCAUCUGCCAAUGAUGCGAACUGACCCUGGCGCGCACCACCGUGCUCUCCUCCCCCACCCCACCCAUGCCCACCCGGGCCCACCUCCCUCUCUCCACGGCCACGGGCCAACGGACCCGCGGUCCUUCAUCCUCCCCCGGCCCACCCCCACCCAACAGCCGCGGCGCCUUCUCCCCGCCCGCCAGCAGCUGGGUCUGGGGAUGGGCCUGCCGGACCCGUUCGCAAUGAACGGGCCGCCGCAGCUGCCCCCACCCCCGGGCUCGAACUUCGCGCGUCUGCCCCUGCCGGGCUACAUGCCCCAGGGCCACGCGCCCUCCCUGUACUUCCCGCCGCCGCCGCCCGGCUCGCACCCCCCGCCCCCGCCGCGCGGGUACUAG
Messenger RNA from Penicillium psychrosexuale, 2292 nucleotides. RefSeq lists its product as uncharacterized. The transcript is spliced from 4 exons. NCBI's taxonomy places the organism in Eukaryota, Fungi, Ascomycota, Eurotiomycetes, Eurotiales, Aspergillaceae. The record is from RefSeq and is a predicted model, not a curated record. The coding region runs from base 1 to 2292 and encodes 763 amino acids.